AAUUUUGGAGAAAUGUCCUUCUUAACUGUCACCACCUGAUGCUUUCAAUCUUCUUCAGUGCAUUUUUUUCAUUGUGGUCUUCACUGUGUUCAUGCUCUACUCUCUAUGUGCUAUAUUCAAAUUUAUUUCAUCAUUCUUUUAGCACCUUUUGCUAUUUAUCUUCGAAAUUUAGGUAUUUUGCAAUGGAAAUCUCCUCUUCUUCUAAAUUUGUGUCCACAUUAAAAGGAUAACUGCAGCUGGCAUGCAACAUUGUCAUGCAUAACGAUAUUUAGCACUAUGCUCUGAACUUAUUUAAUUCAGUGAGUAAGUUUCCACGACCUUAUCUUUUUUGGAGUCUAGCUUAUUAAUGUUAAUAAAUUUUAUUUAUGUUUUUCAUAUUUAUGGGAUUCCCAAUUUAGUUUUUUGGUUUUGGAGAACCAUUUAUAAUUAGCUAAUUUUUUACUCAAUUAUAUGAAUGUGAAUAUGGAUUAAAGUGUGUGGUAAGUGUAAUCCAGCAGUAUAAGUACUAAGUAUGGUUAAUAUGUUAUGAUAUCUGUUCUAUUGAAUUAGUGUGUGAGUUUAAUGAGUCACAAGCAAAUAUGGAGUCAACUCGCCUCAACAGAUACACACUCCUCUGUGCUCUUCUCGCUUCAACUAACUCCAUUCUCCUCGGCUACGAUAUUGGGAUUAUGAGUGGUGCAGCAAUAUUAAUAAGAGAAAACCUGAAAAUCUCACGACUCCAAGAAGAAAUAUUAGUAGGCAGCCUCAACGUGUGUUCUCUUAUCGGAUCACUAGCCGCCGGAAAAACCUCUGACUCAAUCGGAAGACGCUACACAAUCGUAUUAUCGGCAACAACAUUCUUAUUCGGAGCUAUCUUCAUGUCUCUCGCACCUUCCUUUCUUUUCAUCUUAAUCGGCCGAAUCGUCGCCGGUAUCGGCGUCGGUUACGCACUCAUGAUUUCACCUCUCUACGCCGCCGAACUCUCUCCCGCAAUGACACGUGGAUUCCUCACUUCCCUCCCUGAACUCUUCAUCACAAUCGGAAUUCUCAUCGGUUACAUCGUUAAUUACGCUUUAACGGAUCUUCCUCAAAAUCUCGGUUGGAGAAUCAUGCUUGCGAUUUCGGCUUUACCUGCAAUUGGAAUCGGUGUUGGUGUUAUAGCCAUGCCUGAAUCUCCUCGUUGGCUUGUUAUCAAAGGAAGAGAUUCUGAAGCCAAAACCGUUCUUCUUUCACUCUCAACUACUCCUCAAGAAGCUGAAUUAAGGCUACAAGAAAUAAUAACAAACAAAGAUGCUUCGCUUUCGGCCCAUGGGCCUGGAAAUUGGCAUGGUCAAGGUGUUUGGAAGGAACUCUUUAUAAGGCCCACUAAGCCCGUUAAACGGAUGUUGAUUUCUGCUAUUGGGAUUAAUUUCUUUAUGCAAGCAUCUGGAAACGACGCCGUUAUAUAUUACUCUCCGGAAGUUUUUAAAGCUGCUGGGAUUCACGAUAAGAAAAAACUUUUUGGUGUUAAUGUUAUCAUGGGCUUAUCGAAGAGUUCUUUUGUUUUGCUUUCGGCUCUUUAUUUGGAUAAAUUUGGGAGGAGGCCUCUUUUAUUGAUCGGGUCGUUUGGGAUGAUGGUGUCGUUACUUGGCCUUGGUUUGGGCUCGAAGAUUCUAGAUGGUUCAAUAAAGAAGCCUGUUUGGGCUGUUGUUGUUUGUAUUGUGGCUGUUUGCGCUGAUGUUUCGUUUUUUUCUAUUGGGCUUGGGCCAAUAACUUGGGUGUAUUCAUCAGAGAUAUUUCCUAUGAGGCUUAGAGCCCAAGGUUCGAGUAUUGCGAUUUCGGUGAAUCGGUUGGUGAGUGGUGUGGUGUCCAUGACAUUUUUGAGCAUUUCGAGGAAGAUAACGUUUGGGGGAAUUUUUUUUGUGUUGGCGGGGAUCAUGGGGGUGGCGACUGGUUUCUUUUACGUGUUUAUGCCAGAAACCAAAGGUAAGACAUUAGAAGAAAUGGAAAAUCUCUUUGUUGAGGAUGGUGAUAAUGACGAUAAGGGCGUGAACAAAGAAGUUGUUUAGGGUGGAAAGGGUUGGUAAAUGUCUAUGCUGUUUGUUACAUUUAUAGUGUAAUAAUUUUGUAUUAACUAGCAAUUCCAUAACCGAAUUUAGUUAAACUGAUUAUAGUUGUGACCCAUGGGAAAUGGCACGAGAGGAAUGUGGCUUAAGUAUAUUAGCUUAAGGCUGAAUCUAUGUAGGGAUCAAAAUAUUAUAUAUAAGGCGGAAAUAGGAGUUUCCAUAUACUUCGUAUUACUUCUACUUAUGCAGAAGUUGCAUGCUUCUUAUAA
Messenger RNA from Cicer arietinum (chickpea), 2293 nucleotides. Its product is annotated as polyol transporter 5-like. Gene Ontology annotation, cellular component: membrane. Gene Ontology annotation, molecular function: carbohydrate transmembrane transporter activity. Gene Ontology annotation, biological process: transmembrane transport. Lineage: Eukaryota; Viridiplantae; Streptophyta; Magnoliopsida; Fabales; Fabaceae. The record is from RefSeq and is a predicted model, not a curated record.